UGUUUAGUUUGAUCAGACAGUUCGCCAAAUAGCCCCGAGCUGGAGCUCACUGACAGCCAGUGUCCGCCGCCAUAUAGUCAAUCUUGCACGGGGACAAGAGCACGUCUGAGGACUCCUGACAGCUCGGAGAGACUGCGAUGACAUCUCGCAGGUGGUUCCACCCCAACGUCACCGGAUUUGAAGCAGAGCAGCUCCUGUUGACCCGGGGUGUCCACGGCAGUUUCCUGGCCCGGCCCAGCAAGAGCAAUCCAGGGGAUUUCACCCUUUCAGUCAGGCGCAACGAUGAGGUGACCCACAUCAAGAUCCAGAACUCCGGGGACUACUAUGACCUGUAUGGGGGCGAGAAGUUUGCCACGCUGGCCGAGCUGGUGCAGUACUACACCGAACAACAGGACCUGCUACGCGAGACGAACGGUCAUGUCAUCGAGCUCAAGUAUCCGCUCAACUGCAAAGACCCCACGUCCGAAAGAUGGUACCACGGCCACCUUUCUGGCCGAGACGCUGAGAAACUGCUCACCGAAAAAGGCAAGGCCGGCAGCUUCCUGGUUCGAGAGAGCCAGAGCAAACCAGGCGACUUUGUCCUCUCGGUCCUCACCCACGAGGAGAAGCACGAGAACAUCGACCGCAAGACCAAGGUCACCCAUGUGAUGAUCCGGUCCCAGCAGGAUGGUAAAUACGACGUAGGUGGUGGCGAGAGGUUCGACACCCUGGCAGACCUGGUGGAUCACUACAAAAAGAAUCCUAUGGUGGAGAAGAGCGGCAUCGUAGUGCACCUCAAGCAGCCCUUCAAUGCCACGAGGAUAAACGCAGCCAACAUUGAGAAUCGAGUACGAGAGCUCAACAAGGUAGCAGACAAUUCAGAGAAACCCAAACAAGGAUUUUGGGAGGAGUUUGAGGUACUUCAACAACAAGAGUGCAAACUGCUGUAUCCCCGGAAGGAGGGCAUGAAAGCAGAAAACAAGAGUAAAAACAGAUACAAGAAUAUCCUCCCCUUUGACACGACACGAGUUGUAAUUCGAGACGUAGAUCCAGAUGUUCCCGGUUCAGACUACAUUAACGCCAACUACAUUCGAGGCUCGCGUGAAGAAGGGCGCCAGGUGGAGGAGGAGAAAUUCUUCAUUGCCACCCAAGGGUGCCUACAAAAUACAGUUUGUGACUUCUGGAAGAUGGUACAUCAAGAGAACACACACGUCAUUGUCAUGACCACAAAGGAAAGAGAGAGAGGACGGAACAAAUGCGUCCCUUACUGGCCCAUCCUUCACGCCACCAUGAAGUUUGGACAGGUGCUGGUGAGAAACGUGGACGAGCGAGAGGCUCAGGAUUACAUCCUGAGGAAGUUGGAGGUGACCCGUCUGGACCGGAGAGAACCUCUGAGAUACAUCUGGCACUACCAGUACCUGAGCUGGCCGGACCACGGAGUUCCCAAUGAGCCCGGAGGGGUCCUUUGGUUUCUUGAGGAGAUCAACCGGACCCAGAGGACCAUUCCAGAAUCUGGGCCCAUUGUCGUCCACUGCAGCGCUGGAAUCGGCAGGACUGGCACCAUUAUUGUCAUUGACAUCCUCAUUGAUAUUAUCAACCGCCAAGGCCUUGAUUGUGAUAUUGACAUCCCGAAGACCAUCCAGAGAGUACGGCAGCAGAGGUCCGGCAUGGUGCAGACAGAGGCUCAGUACAAGUUCAUCUACAUGGCCGUGCAGCAGUACAUAGACACCGCCCAGAAGAGACUGGAGGAAGAGCAGAGGAGUAAGACGAAUGAGAGAGAGUAUUCCAACAUCAAAUAUCCGCCGAUGGCCAAUUCAAGGUCCAAACUUAACAUGGCAUCGUCACGCUCGUCGUCCGUAAUGACAAACGACGAUUCUUCAAGUGUGUAUGAGAACAUCAACUUUAAAAGUCCGCAGACGUCCUUCAGCAGUAACACCAGGAGGUAAAAUCGGUGCUGCGACCUGCCACUUGUUUCUGCGAGCCUCGCUUGUCAGCAGAGGUCUCAUCGGCUGCUCCAAAUCCCCCCAGUGGGGGAGGCGGAAGCACGCUGUACUGCCUAAACCCCGUGAGAGCGCAACCUGCCUGUGAUGAGCGGACCCGCUUAAACUGGACCUCGGCUUCUGGAGUUAAAUCUCCAUGAACAAGGGGGACUUGUCACACUUUGCGCUGCCGGCCCUCGAGCUCUUUCCGACGGCUCGCUCACUCGCUCGCUCGCUCCACUGCUGCCUCCAAAAGCCUUUCCCUCUCUUAAUCAACGAAAGUGCCUUGUUGUCUAUAAUCAAGCUGUUACAUCUCUGCUCUAACCAGGAGUUGUGCCGCCACCAAUAUAUUGAAUUGGAGCUUAGGAAAGAUCAAAGCAAGCUCCACCCCACAGACAUCGUAACUGAGGCUGCUACUUGUUUUGCCAUCUCAUUAAACAGGAAAGAGGGCACUAAUCUCUGGUCAGAACAAGGGCGUAAGUUUUAUUUUUUUAUUUUUGUUUUACGAAGAAGUCAUCAACAUCUGCUCUUGCAUCGUUGCUUCUCAUUGGCAGAGUUUUAUUUGGAACUAGUUCACAAAUUAAUUGUUUUUAUCAGCACUUAAGAUCUAAGCAUGGGCCUUAAAUGGUACCUGGCAAAAUAUAACUAUGUGAUUCAAUACCCUGUAAUUUUCAAAGGACUGUUAUGGCCACUCCAAAAAAGAUUGAUUAUUGGAAAAUCAUUGGUUUAGGAGAAUAAAGUUGUAAUUUAUGAGUAUAAGCUCAAUUGUAAUAUGUGUAAUGUUACACGGGGGAAAAAAAAAGCAUGUAAAAGAUGUCCUGAUCUGAGAAAAUGUCCUGUAUUUUAAGUCCUGUACUGUAAAAUAAGGAGGAAAAAGCUGUAAGGGGAAAAAAAAAAGAAUCAUUUCAAAAUAACAUCAUAGUAACAUUAUAAGAUUAUAUGGGGAAAAUGUAUUGCAAAAAGUCCUUGUAUUAUGAGAAAAACAUUGUGCAAGUAGUUGUAAUAAUGUGUGACAAGUCAGUUAUAAUUCUAUGAAAAAGGCAUAAUUAUGCAAAAAUUAGACUGAAAAUUUGCAUGGAUAAAAAGUACAUUAUUAAAAAAACAAAUGCUCUACUUUGACAAGAAAAAUGUCUUAAUAAGAAAAAAAUCCAACUUUCCAGAAAGGUAUGUUUGUGUAACUAGGGGUGUAAUAUUACAAGGAUAAAGUAUUAAAAGUACAAUAUUAUUGUGGAAAAAAUAUUUUACAUGAAAAUGAUUAGCGAUGAAGAAGCCGCAAUAUGAUUAUGCAUACCUGACCUGCGGUAAAAAGAGCAUGAGUGUCAAGUUUGACUUCAAGGUGGAGAUUGCGGUUUGCAAAAAGGAAAAAAAAAAUACAUCACAUGACAGUAGACUAAUUAUCAAGCCGGGUCAUCCAUUUUGAUCAGAGAAGCGAAAGUGAGGGAAGAAAGAUGUAAGGCAAUAGUACGUUCACAUUUUGUUAGCAGUUUGAAAACUGUUAAUUCCGCCUUUGACUGUACAAUUCCUAUUUUUAGGCAGGUGUUGAAGAAGGGAAGAGAAAAUUCCUGAAUGAGAAAGUAACUAUCUCCGGAUUUCUUUUGACUUGCUGUCCUUGUUAAUCAUCAAGUCUGAUGCGCCUCAACAUCUGCCCUCGGAGAGGGUCACAAGGCAAAAGGGAUGGCGAUUACGACGUGCCAGAUGGCUAUCUGCCCGAGAUUGAAGAAUAGAUUUGUCUCUAAAAAGUAAUUUAGACCACGGCCGUAAUCCAAGCUUGAUGUAUCUGAGCGCGCAAAGCACGUACGUCACCGAUGCAAUAAGGAAGGCCGUUGAGGCUUCAGAUAUUUUUAGCCACUGCCAAAAUAUCUGCGUCAAAAACAAUUGCAACCAUGUUAAUGGAAUGUAACCCGCCUCGGAUAUACGUAGGUCAAGCUAACGAGAAUGAGGUUCAGCAAAUUUGGAUCAGCAUGCGUUGUGUCACUCUGCAGUAAAAAUGCAAAGUCCCACGCUAGGCACUAGGCUAGAUGGUCUUUAACAAUCGGCCAGUUGUCUUCCGUGGCAGUUUAAAAAAAAUCUUGCCGCGGCAGUCUCUUAAUUGGAUUGCUGUAGCUGCCAGGAGUUGAGUGUAAACAUUCAGAAAUUCCCAAAUGACUUAAAUAAAUUGUUUCCUUCAUUUUUGUUUCUGGCCCAUCAAAAUUAAUUACACAAACAGAAAAGAUUGUCUUCUUGUUUUGCCUAUGCCUCCUCGCCACAUUAACCACAGUUAUCGUUAUGCAACGCAGUGCGCGUUUACAGGCAGUGUAUGGUAAAUGGUAAAAGCAACCAGCACAAUUCAUCUCAGGUUCGACAAAUCACGCUGCGCAUUUUAAAUGAACGCCUCGCAAUAUUUGAUGUCUUCAGGUAGAAGUGCAAAAAAAAAAAAAUCAUCCCCCAUUUUUUUUCCUUUGCCCCUUUGGCAGACUUUCUCCUUAGUAGAUCAGCUUUUACAUCUUUUUGUGUGUACAAUAAAGUUUGCCUAUGUGUUUUUGCACAUGCAAACCUUUAGUAAAUCAGGCCAAAUUCAUGUGCUCAAAUGAAAGGGGGAUGGGGGGGGGACUACUACUUGACCCGGAGGCUCAGUCCAAUAACGCUGUUGUUGCCGCGAGCCUUACGUUAAAAAAUGGUCCAGUUGCUAGUGAGUGCUGCGUUCACAGUCACCUUGUCAUAUUUAACUUCUUUUUAAAUGUUGUUUAUUACCUUCAUAACAUUGCUUCGCACUGUGUGUUAGAACAAAGUCUCUCUCCCUUUCCCUUUGAAACUGCGGCUCAUGUUCCCGGAAAUAGUUGUUUUGUUGUUUCUGUAUUUAUGAACUUUGUCAUACUAUUCAUCUUUUUGACGUGUUUGAUUUUUCUUCCACUUUGCCUCUAUAUGAUAUGUUGUAACAUCAAUACUUGAAAGUACAAAACUGCUGAAUCUUGGACAUUUGUCUGUUCUUUUUCUUUUUUUAAUGUUUUUGAUUGUGGAUGUGAUGUUCUUAUUCUUGUGUACAAGGAGGCUUACUUUCUGCUUGUUCUCUCAUCGUGUAUUUACUUGAAGAGAGUCGAGCGUGUCGCUCUUCCAACUGGCUUCUGCUCAGAUGCCUUCAAAAUGCUGUACAGUACAGGCCGCUACCUGCGGAUCCAAAAAGUUGCCAUUAGUGGCAACAAUCUGGUUUGUUACAAUAAACCUAGUAGAAAUGUUA
This is a messenger RNA of Syngnathus acus (greater pipefish), 5172 nucleotides long. It is a transcript of the gene ptpn11b, whose product is annotated as protein tyrosine phosphatase non-receptor type 11b. Gene Ontology annotation, biological process: protein dephosphorylation. The coding region runs from base 138 to 1925 and encodes 595 amino acids. Gene Ontology annotation, molecular function: protein tyrosine phosphatase activity. The record is from RefSeq and is a predicted model, not a curated record. Lineage: Eukaryota; Metazoa; Chordata; Actinopteri; Syngnathiformes; Syngnathidae. The transcript is spliced from 16 exons.